Botrytis fragariae is the source of this 627-nucleotide messenger RNA. RefSeq names its product putative 60s ribosomal protein l21 protein. NCBI's taxonomy places the organism in Eukaryota, Fungi, Ascomycota, Leotiomycetes, Helotiales, Sclerotiniaceae. The record is from RefSeq and is a predicted model, not a curated record. Bases 15 to 497 code for a protein of 160 amino acids. Gene Ontology annotation, biological process: translation. Gene Ontology annotation, cellular component: cytosolic large ribosomal subunit; ribosome. Gene Ontology annotation, molecular function: structural constituent of ribosome. The transcript has 4 exons.
CCUACAUCGACAAAAUGGGUCACCCAGCAGGUCUCCGCGCCGGUACUCGGUAUGCAUUCAGCAGAAACUUCAAGGAUCAUGGUAUGAUCAAGUUGUCGACCUACUUGAGACAAUACAAGGUCGGUGACAUUGUUGAUAUCAAGGCAAACGGUGCCGUUCAAAAGGGUAUGCCCCACAAGGUUUACCACGGAAAGACUGGUGUCGUCUACAACGUCACCAAGAGCGCCGUUGGUGUUAUCAUCUACAAGAAGGUUAAGCACAGAUACAUCGAGAAGCGUGUCAACCUCAGAAUCGAGCACGUCUCCCUCUCCCGCUCAAGAGAGGAGUUCGUCCGCAGAGUCAAGAAGAACGCCGAGUUGAAGAAGCAAUCGAAGGCCGACGGUACCCACGUUCACUUGAAGAGACAGCCAGCCAUGCCAAGAGAGGCCAGAACCAUUUCGAUGAAGGAUAACGUACCAGAGACAAUUGUACCAAUCGCAUACGAGACGACUAUCUAAGCUCUGGGCUGGGGUUUGUUUGGGUUUCUUUGCGGGAUAUGAUACAAUGAGGGUCAGAGGCUUCUAGCGUUGCAUGAUAAAAAUUAAAUAUGUGCAAUACCUUCAAGAAUCUGAUAGGUUUCCAACAGCA